Ectocarpus sp. CCAP 1310/34 is the source of this 2761-nucleotide messenger RNA. The record is from the annotation of a GenBank genome assembly. Lineage: Eukaryota; Phaeophyceae; Ectocarpales; Ectocarpaceae.
AUGGACAAGAGCUCCACCCUCCUCACGAGCCUGCCGACGCCCGUCUUCUGGUACGGCCUCGUCGUCGGGCAAGAGUUCUCCAUCUGCCCGGCGAACCCGGCCGACCUGCUCCUCAAGGACGGAGACGGCGGCGACGGAUCGACGGAGGUAAAGGUCAGGCUGGAGCGCGUCGGCCCGGCGAAGAAGGGGGGCAUGCGGACGGUAUCGUUUACCGUUGGGGGUGCGGUGCAGAACGUCGAGGUCAAGGACUCCGUGUCGGGGAACGACUUCGACGGGCCCAUGGCGGGCGCCGGGAACGCGCUUGAGGUGGGGUCCCCCAUGCCGGGAGUCGUCGAGAAGGUUCUCGUGGAGGUCGGGUCGUCCGUCUCGGAGGGCGAGGUGGUGGCGGUGGUUAGCGCCAUGAAGAUGGAGGUGCAGGUUAAGGCGACCACCGCGGGCACCGUGGCAUCGCUGGCGGUCGAGGAGGGGGGUAAGGUGAUCGAGGGGGCGCUUAUUGCCACGCUAAAGGAGUAAGAGCAGGCGCGUUGUACCAAGCUUUUUCCUGAACAAGGUCGUCGCAUUCUUGAUUUGAAGUAUUAAGUUCAGCUAUUUUGGUGAAUCGAGGAGUUAUUGGGGGGUGGCGGGCAGGAUCGUCUUGCUUUAGUUGUGGCGUGUAGUCUACGCUGACGUGUUUCUGGUGUUGCUAUCGGUCUCAUGUUAUUGAGACGGAGUGUUGUGUUUUGUCGCCAUCGUCACAAGGUCUUGCGAUUCCGUGUGUGGGGAGCGGGGAGAGGGGGGUCGGGGAGGAUGAGGAGAUCAUAAUGGACGUGAUCGUAUGCGUUGGACGUGAUCGUAUGCGUUGGUCCCCUGUUACGUGCCCGGUAUGCGGAAGGAUAGCAGUGAAGACCUGUUGUCAAGAACGUGAGGUGUUUUUUCCUUGCUUUUUGUUUAUGGAGGUGUUUUCGUGUGGUUUCUUGUUAUCAUUGGCGCCAUGUUCGUAUUGUUUGUUUUGUACAUACGGUUGUUCGUCGGGUGGGUAAACGGUAAUUCAACCCCGUCACAGGGCCCCACGUAGGGAAGGCCCCGAAGUUUGGUCAACAUUAAUCUCGGAUCCCUUCACAUCCACGGUGUUAGCCCGAUUGUUAUGCGUUGGUUCAUGUACACGUGCCACCCCGUAUGUUAUCUAGCCGGCUUGCCGAGCGCAUCUAUACUCUGGGUGGAUGUGUAGUCGAUUGGAAAGAAAAUACUGCCUGUUUUCGAAGCAUGAAAGGUAGAGAAGAAAGUGGUUGCUGGCGUCUGGGUUCUUGGGCCUCCACAAAAAACGAGAAGGAUUUUGUAAGAAGUGUCGUGAAAUCGAUCAUCAGGGACCAAUCAGUUGGACCAAUACACACAGACACAUUUUUUGCUUUCACCCGCACUGAGACUGACAUCUUUUCAUCAUGUUGAGCCAGUUAACGCGGUCGAUUCUAAUAAUCAAAACACACACACACAUCUCCCUUGCCCAAUUCGUGUGAGAUCACCACUUCCACCACGCACGCUCAGUAGCGUGGUGGAAGGUAGUAGCAGCAGCAGCAGUAGUAAAGUGAUGGACUGACGUGGAAUCGCUUUGCACUGGAGCCUCCAGUCGCAUCGGCAAUGAGCGGUGUCAUGAACCAAGAUUUGGCACCACCAUCACCCGUACCUGGACCUGCGCCACGAUGCCCAACGGAAGUACGGUAUUCAUGUCCUCUCUGCAUCAGCGAAGGAUCAACGAACCUGACGGCGAGGAAUCUGGCUACACACCAAAAACGUCAGCAUAAAGGUCGAGGAAAAGAGCUACUACUCAGUUUGUCUCCUCCUGGAUCCUUGCGCUCGAGCAGCCAGGCACCUGGUUACGCCGCAUGUGGCACAUGCGGCGACCUUUUCUCUCCACGCACCAAGCAUUGUUGCGAACCAGGCGGCAACUCCUAUUAUUACCGUGGGACCUCAAUGACGUCAGCAGUGCCCUGGAUCAGGUUCGACAAGAUACUCUUGAAACGUCAAUUUUUUCGACAGUCAAACACGACGAUCCGCAACUGGCGAAAGUAUUUUGCAAACACUUCCAACAUGUCGUCAUCCUCUUCGUGCAAGCAUUUGGAGCUGUACACAUAGAUCAGUAGAAGUCAGAUACCUCAGAUCUGUCUCCUCUUGCAGCGGAAAGAUAUGAAGUAGCACGUGUUGAAAGACAACUCCAACUUGUCCGAGCAACAAAGUUGCUUCAUCUUACCCCAGCAUUGCAUGGAUCGACUGAUGGAAGGAUGAACAGGGUAUCCCGAUUUAACCGCUUUGCAAAUGGUGAUCUGAGUGAACCUAUCGCCUGGCUCAUGAUGUACGAGAAGAAUCGUCGACUUCAGUAUUAUGCGGAUACUGAAGACAAUCGCCAAAGAAGAGCCACAAGACUUGCGCAUGAAAGAGGAGGCAUCACGAAAUCUGCCAGUGCCUUAAUCUCCCCAGCACCUUCACCGCGAAACAACGACAAACACGCUGGAGCAUCUACGCAACCUACACCCUAACGAAGAUCCUGACGAUAUUGCUACUGCGUGGGCUUCCAGCAUCAAAGUUGCGGGAGAUCGUAUAAAAACGCACAAGAUCGACUCCGUCGCCGAAGCUGACCCAUUCAAAAUCAAGUUCAUCAAGCAGACGGUGAAGAAAGCCAACCCUCAGAGUGCUCCGGGGCCUGAUGGUCUUCGUUUUUCGUAUCUCCAAGCUGGUGGGAUGAGUGAUUUUUUUACUGAAACCUUGGCGGACUUCAGCUUUAAAGUCU